GGCAAAGCGGCCUUUCAGUCCUGGUUCAAGCUGCGAAGCCACUGCCAGCUUCUUUCUUAGGCGCGCGGAUGCAUGCGCCGCGAUAACGGGGACUUGAUCCUUCGCGCCUUGGCCCCUUAUACCCUUGCCUUACGCUGCGCCGUAGUCGCCCGCUGCUGCUUAUUUCGGAUUCCACACCACGAACCACCAAUGCUACUCCAAGCUGACCAGAAAACAGGGCCCAGGAGGGCGAUCCCGGCCGCGACACUGAAUGCGAGCUAGCUGUGAGAUUGCCUGUCCCAGCUCCCACACCCCAUUGGUUCUUAGAUCCUGUUGCAACAUGCUGCAGGGGCACUUCAUGUCAAACCCGCCGCAUACCGGGAUACACAGUGUCUCUUUUAACCCCACGACCAGCGCUUGCCGUGGCUCGUCGCCCUCCGGUUUCUCUUUUCCCUCUUGAUGCAGUCUUGACAGGUGCACCACCAACGGAACAAUGCGGGUAGAGGCUCUCUUGGUAUGUGCCGCCCUCUUUGGCGGUACCACUGUGCUGGGCCAAGUAACACCACAAGCGAACAUCAAGUUCAUUACUCCACCGAAUAUCCAAGAAGGCGAACAUGAUAUGAGGGAUAAUCCGGUUCAUGAAGAAGGCAGUCUGCUCCCAAUCACCUGGUCGCCAGCACCCGAGGGAACGAGAAUCAGUCUGACCCUCUUUCAACACAACACCACGGACGGCGGGUCUAUUGGCGACUUUGAAUACAUCACGCAGGGCACUGUCGGGAUUACACGGCACCCAUGGAUCGUGGCCACAACCAAAGACCUGAAGGACUCGGACGUCUUCAGAAUCAUCUUGUUCAUCGAGGGAGAAACAGGAGGCCACACCGGCACCGAGUUCUUCAACAUCACCCGAAAGAAAACCACAACAACAACAACAACCACAUCCACCACCACCCUGCCCACGUCCAUCGACAAAGACGACGAAUCCAACAGCUCCUCCACAACCGCCAAAUCAACCCCAACCGACACAGAAAACAGCAACAACUCCGCCCAAACAACCAACCGCUCAGAAGACAUCACAUCCUCCUCCUCCGGCCUCUCCACCGGCGCCGCAGCAGGAAUCGGCAUCGGCGCAACCGGUGCCGUGAUCCUCCUCGCAGGAGCAGCAUUCUACUUCUUCUUCUUCAAACCCCGCCAAGAAAAGAAACAAGCCGCUCUUCUCGCCGCGAGCGGUGUUGGUGGUGCAGGGUUUCCAUCACCAGGAGUGACACCACAUCAGCAUUACUCCCAGGUGCCGAGCCAGCAUGGGCCACCGUCGAUGUACUCGGGUUAUGCGGGGAUUCCACCGUCUGUGUCGCCUGGUCCGCCGGGGAUGACGGAGUACAAGCCGCCGAAUUAUUACGGGGUGCCGCAGCCGCCAAGUGAGAUGAGUGGUGAUUGGAGGGGCCAGCCGCAUGAGAUGGCGGCGGGGCAGAUGGCGAGUUAUGAGUUGCCGGGGCAUCAGCAGAGGUAAUGGAAGGGGGGGGUAGACGAUGGGUAAUGGGCAUGGAAGAGGAGUUUAGAUGGUUGAUAUUGAGCCGGAAGGGAAAAUGGAUAGGGCGAUUGAUACCUAGGUGUUUGGGUAACUGUAUUCAUGAAGGAAAAUAAGGGCUGUAUUAUACCACGUUAAUGGACAUGCUUUCUUCGUUUUGUUUAUGUGCGGGCUUUCGUCUUACUCUGGUGUGCAGCCGAGCGUUUAAACGUCCGACCUUCUUGUCUAUACAAACCUUCUGUCGUGUCUUUCUGGUUGU
Podospora pseudopauciseta is the source of this 1763-nucleotide messenger RNA. RefSeq lists its product as uncharacterized. Lineage: Eukaryota; Fungi; Ascomycota; Sordariomycetes; Sordariales; Podosporaceae. The record is from RefSeq and is a predicted model, not a curated record. The transcript is spliced from 2 exons. The coding region runs from base 473 to 1486 and encodes 337 amino acids.